CCCUUUGCCUUCCUCCCUUCUUCCCUCCGGAUCUCGGCUCUCUUCCCCGGAGUGGCGCGUCGGGGGCUCCGCCGCUGGCCAGGCGGGAUGUUGCACGUGGAGAUGUUGACGCUGUUGUUUCUGGUGCUCUGGAUGUGUGUGCUCAGCCAGGACCCGGGCUCCAAGACCGUCGCCGACCGCUACGCCGUCUACUGGAACAGCAGCAACCCCAGGUUCCAGAGGGGUGACUACCACAUUGAUGUCUGCAUCAACGACUACCUGGAUGUUUUCUGCCCGCACUAUGAGGACUCUGUGCCGGAAGAUAAGACGGAGCGCUACGUCCUCUACAUGGUGAACUUUGAUGGCUACAGUGCCUGCGACCACACUUCCAAAGGGUUCAAGAGAUGGGAGUGUAACCGUCCUCAUUCUCCAAAUGGACCACUCAAGUUCUCAGAAAAGUUCCAGCUCUUCACACCCUUUUCUCUAGGAUUUGAAUUCAGGCCAGGCCGAGAGUAUUUCUACAUCUCCUCCGCCAUCCCGGAUAAUGGAAGAAGAUCCUGCCUAAAGCUCAAAGUGUUUGUGAGACCAACAAAUAGCUGUAUGAAAACUAUAGGUGUUCAUGAUCGUGUUUUCGAUGUUAACGACAAAGUAGAAAAUUCAUUAGAACCAGCAGAUGACACCGUACAUGAGUCAGCCGAGCCAUCCCGCGGAGAGAACGCAGCGCAGACGCCAAGGAUAUCCAGCCGCCUUUUGGCAAUCCUACUGUUCCUCCUGGCGAUGCUUUUGACAUUAUAGCACAGCCUCCUCCCGUCGCCCUGUCACAGAGAACGCCGGGGUCCUGGAACACCAGAGAUCCACUUAACUGCUCAUCCU
Molecule: messenger RNA, 852 nt
Organism: Ochotona curzoniae (black-lipped pika)
Lineage: Eukaryota; Metazoa; Chordata; Mammalia; Lagomorpha; Ochotonidae
Gene: EFNA5
Product: ephrin A5
Exons: 5
Coding region: 88-774 (228 amino acids)
Biological process (GO): axon guidance; ephrin receptor signaling pathway; regulation of cell-cell adhesion
Cellular component (GO): external side of plasma membrane; plasma membrane
Molecular function (GO): ephrin receptor binding
Source: RefSeq, a predicted model, not a curated record